Molecule: messenger RNA, 484 nt
Organism: Staurois parvus
Lineage: Eukaryota; Metazoa; Chordata; Amphibia; Anura; Ranidae
Source: the annotation of a GenBank genome assembly
AUGGGCCCCUGUACCACCUCCCCCAUGCUGCUGCCAGGCCUGUAAUCUGCCAUGGGCCCCCCUACCGACUCCUCAUGCUGCUGCCAGGCCCGUAAUCUGCCAUGGGCCCCUGUACCGCCUCCUCAUGCUGCUGCCAGGUCCAGAGUGUGUCAUGGGGUCCCUGUACGGCCUGCCCAUUGCUGCUGUCUCUAUCGCCACACUCUGCCAUGUGCCACUUUCAGGUCUCCUCACACUGCUGGUGGUUUCCAUCCAUUUUUUGUCAUAGGGUGCUGCAUGGCCUCCCAUUGCUGCUGCCUCCACCGCCACACUGUGGCUCCACACUCUGGUUUUGGCCCCGUGACUGGCCAAAUGAGUGAAGUGUGCGGUGAUUCUAAGAUCGACGGCACUCAAUCUGCAUGUCAUACUGCCUGACAGUAUUAUUUCUCUUCCCCAGCAGACUCCAAGGGCAUUUAAAUUAAAGGUACAGUGUUCAGCACUAAUAUUA